UUGCCUUACGGUAAUUUUUGUAAACCCAGAAGUGUCAUCGAGAGUUCUGUAUAGGAAUAAUGAUAUAAAUAACUGCUACAUCAAGAAAUAUGACAUUUAACAAGCACUAGAAGCAACCAACGAAUGACCAGCAAAUGCAGCCUUUGGGCAGUGUGACAAUAGUCAUGAUGUGAGAAAAAAUUCAAACUUUCGCCUGAUUAGCAGCGCGUCGCUAGUCAUCCAGUGAAAGACGCAAUAGCUAGCUAGCAAGCUUGCUGGCUUAAAUCCAGCUUUUACUACUGGUGCUAGCUAGGUAUGUUGAUAUCAAGUAGUGUUUGACGUUAUUAGCUGUAAUUGUAAAGAAUUAGGUAAGAUUGGUUGAGUUUGUUCGACAGUAACGUUUACCAGUUUGCCAUUGCUUAAAAUCAGAUGGUAAGAGGACUAGCUUGCUAGUCAACUUUUCAAACUCGGUCUACUAACCUUUUAAGUCCGUUUAAAUGGUCAGAUUCAGCUAAUAAUUAGAUGCCCACGCAUCUACUUGCAACUAAAGAAAACCUUUAUGUACUGCUGAGUUGACUUUUUUUGCCGGCCAAUCGUUUUUUUGAAUCCCAAAAAAUUAAAUACAUUAUGUGGCUGCAACAAAGAUUAAAGGGUCUGCCAGGGUUGCUGUCAAGCAGCUGGGCGAGAAGACUCCUCAUUGGACUGUUAAUUUUUCUAAUCUUCUACUGGUACCUAGGCUCGGAUGGUGCAUUGAGGCUCUUUGGUAGUUCAGCUCAGUCAGGUGGAGUUGCUGGGCAAUGCCUACAGACUGAAAUCCACCGGUGGAAGUCCCUUGUUGAACGAGGGGAAGGAGUUUACAGCACACCUCUGGAGAAAGUAGACACACCAUUUGUAUCAGGUAAUGGCCACAUCCUGGUUGAUAUUGACUCUAAUAAACUCUGGGUAGCCUCAUCCACUCAGCCUGGCUCUGCCCCUGUGCACCAGACGGAGUAUUCCCCAAUAGGGGGCGUUCAUCUUCCUGGCAAGCGAGCAGAGGCCCAAGCUACCAUGUUGUGGUUUCGCAAAGGAGCUGUCCUGUCGGUCCGGUGUCUUUUACCAAGCACCUCGCAGUCCGUCCGUGACUGUGUCACCAUCAGGGAGGAAUUCAUUGCUCAUCGCAGCCGCCCUAACGUGUUCCUGCAGAGGAUCCACGUUAACAACCCUUCAGACCGGACUGCCACCUUGGAAGUUUCCUCUGAAACUCCCGCAUUUGGUAGUAAGUUUUCUGCCAGUGUGGAGAAGAUGGAGGAGAAGGACAUUGUUCUGUCAUCAGGGAGAGUUCUGCUAGAGAAGAAUCGCAUUGUGCUGGUGGUGGUGGCUACCAAGAAGCUGAACAGUAGGAUCCAAGUCCUGGCCAAAUCUGAGUAUUCAGACAAUGUGUUAUCUGUGGUGUGGACCUCAGAACCCAUUGAGUCUUCUAAACUGGAGGAGACCUUCACCAGGUUGAGAGACGGAGUCAAGAAGGAGAUGGGGGAGCUCCUGAGAGCAGAUGUAGAAGAUGUGGUUCAGGACCAUCAGCAGGCUUGGAUGGACCUCUUCAUCUCGGGGGUGGAGAUGAAAAAGAUCACAGACUCGCACACGCCGUCGAGCCACACGGUAAACACCACCCUCUACUACAUCCUGUCGUCCACCACGGCACCCCUGCUGGACCGGAGGCUUGGCGGGGAGGAGCAUGCCCGUCUGGAGUCCAGCCUGAACUACGCUGACCACUGCUUCAGCGGCCACGCCACCAUGCACGCUGAGAACCUGUGGCCAGAGCGCGUCAGCAGCGCGGCACAGAUCCUUCAGCUGGUCACCCUGUGGACACUCACACUCCAGAAGAGGGGUUGCAAGGUUCUGGUAGCGGCUGGUGCACAUGGCUUAAUGCAGGGCAUGGUGCUCAGUUUUGGCGGUCUCCAGUUUACCGAGAACCAUCUGCAAUUCCAAGCAGACCCAGACGUUCUACAUAACAGCUACUCGCUUCGAGGGAUCCAUUAUAACCAGGAUUUGAUCAACUUAGCAGUGUUGCUGGAUGCAGAGGGGAAGCCUUUUCUCCAUGUGUCUGUGAAACCACAGGAGAAGCCUGUGCAGCUGUACGCUUGUGAAGCAGGAUGCAUGAACGAGCCUGUGGAGCUGACAUCAGAAGUCAAAGGUCACACGUUCCCUGUGAUGGUGACACAGCCGAUCACACCACUGCUGUACAUCUCCACAGACCUGCGCCAUUUGCAGGACCUGCGCCACACUUUGCACCUUAAGGCCAUCGUGGCCCAUGAGGAGCACAUGGCAAACAGAUACCCCGGGCUGCCCUUCAUCUUCUGGUUCAGCGUGGCAUCACUCAUCACCCUCUUCCACCUCUUUCUCUUCAAGCUCAUCUACAACGAGUACUGUGGUCCUGGCGCCAAGCCUCUCUUCAGGAGCAAGGUGACGAAGACAAGUGAGGAAAUGACUCCUUAGGAAUGCAACCAUCUCAACAGGUGCAGAUAGCUGAAAUACUGCCUGAGUGAACGUAUGAAGUGUUAUGGGUUCAUUAAAUGGGUGUGAAUUUUGAUUGUUAUAAGUUUGUUUAUGCAGUUGACACCAAGUAAAUCUCCUAACUAAAUUCCACUUUAUCUCCAGGGCCAUUUCCUCAUAAACGCUUCCACUCUAUUUGACAAGACAAUCCCUCUGUUUGAGCUUGUCAUCCAAUCAGAGUCACUGUUUGAGUUUGUCAUCCAAUCAGAGUCAUCGUUUGAGCUUGUCAUCCAAUCAGAGUCACUGGAUUACCACAAUACACAUGAAAUUGGAGUCAAUCUCCAGUCAUCAUUAUUUAAAAAUGUUACCUCUUACCUGCUGAGCAAGCCUUUUUAUGGUCAUUCGUGGGGGACAUCUGUUAUUACCUUUAGUAGGCUACAUACAUUUAUUUGAAAAAUAUGAAGAAAUUAUAUGAUGACAGGAUUAUAUUCUAAUAGUCUUAUUCUCUUGAUUGUUAAUCUUAUUUGCAGGUUACAAGCAAUGUUUUGAGAGCCAUUAUUUUCAAUAUUUGUGCUUUGAGGACCAAAUACUUUCAACUACAUUGAAUGGAUUUUCUCUGUCUCUUUUACCCAGCCUGUACCUUCUGAUUGUUAGUGAAAUCUUAAUCCUAAAUUGCAUUCCUGCUUUUACAUUUACUUGGGUAUUUGUGAACGCAUGAAUACAUCCUUAAAUUACAUUGAUUAAGGCUUUAGAAUGUAUUUUGAAAUUAUUGAAGUGAAUAUGGUCGGGGUUUAGUAUAUAAAAUAUUAUUUAAGAUUUGCAUAUUUAUUUUUAAAAUAUGUUUGAAUAAAUGUGUGUAUAUGUUUACCAUAAAUUACCAUAUGAACUGUUUCUCUCAAUUUCUCAAGAGUUGGAAGUGAAAUGUAUUGUUUUUUUUUCUGGUUUUUCAAAUUAUUGUAUUGUUUCAGAGUAUUUUAAGGGCUUUAUACUAAUUAUUUGGGUUUUUAUGAUAAUCUGCUGAGUGUGCCUUAAAUUAAUUUUGAUUACACAUUAUGGUCUGCACUUGAAUAUUGUUUUGAUAAUGUGAAUUGGGAGUAAAAGGUAUAUGUUAUUGUAGCUUGAAUCAAAUGUCAAUAAAAAUAUAAAAUAAAUAAGUUACAUCUAAGUAUGCUGACAGGAAGGUUUAAAUGUAGGCUAUUUGUGAAACGAAAGUAUUUUAUGUAAUAAAGUAGCCUAUGCUACGUGGAGGUUG
Messenger RNA from Osmerus eperlanus (European smelt), 3700 nucleotides. RefSeq names its product KIAA2013 ortholog. Bases 607 to 2451 code for a protein of 614 amino acids. NCBI's taxonomy places the organism in Eukaryota, Metazoa, Chordata, Actinopteri, Osmeriformes, Osmeridae. The record is from RefSeq and is a predicted model, not a curated record. The transcript has 3 exons.